AACUCUGUUCGGGCCAAGAUGUCUAUUGGUGUGCCGAUUAAAGUUCUGCAUGAGGCCGAGGGCCACAUUGUGACAUGUGAGACAAACACGGGUGAGGUAUACCGAGGAAAGCUCAUUGAAGCAGAAGACAAUAUGAACUGCCAGAUGUCCAACAUCACAGUCACGUACAGAGAUGGCAGAGUAGCACAACUGGAACAGGUGUACAUCCGUGGCAGCAAGAUCCGCUUCCUGAUUUUGCCUGACAUGCUGAAAAAUGCACCCAUGUUAAAGAGCAUGAAAAAUAAAAAUCAAGGUUCAGGGGCUGGCAGGGGGAAAGCUGCUAUUCUGAAGGCCCAAGUGGCUGCAAGAGGAAGAGGACGUGGAAUGGGACGUGGAAACAUCUUCCAAAAACAAAGAUAAUUUUCUCUAUUGAACAGAACUUUACUCUUCUUCUUUUAGAUUAUCUGAAUUCAUGGGGAUAGGUGCCUGUAUGUGUGUCCUAGGUUUUGUUUGGGGAUUUUUGUUUUG
This is a messenger RNA of Marmota monax (woodchuck), 507 nucleotides long. RefSeq names its product small nuclear ribonucleoprotein Sm D3-like. NCBI's taxonomy places the organism in Eukaryota, Metazoa, Chordata, Mammalia, Rodentia, Sciuridae. The transcript has a single exon. Gene Ontology annotation, biological process: RNA processing; spliceosomal snRNP assembly. Bases 19 to 399 code for a protein of 126 amino acids. Gene Ontology annotation, cellular component: precatalytic spliceosome; U4 snRNP; U12-type spliceosomal complex. Gene Ontology annotation, molecular function: RNA binding. The record is from RefSeq and is a predicted model, not a curated record.